GUUGAUUAUUUUGGUGCAACGUAUCUAGCGAUAGGUGGCGCUAAUGAACCUAUACAUCUGCGAUCCGCAGCCAUGAAACAAAAUUAGAAGUAGCCAUCACAAUCACCAGCGCAACGCAACGCCGAGUCUUCAGAGCUUGAGACAACAAGAUUAUCAAUGAUAAAGUCUAAAACAGGAUCUACAUCCUCCACUGGGGAUGAAUCUGCUGAAAUAUUAGAUUAUUUAACAGCAAAUAAAACAACAAUUUUCUUCUCCAACCACAUAGCAAUUCUCCUUCAGUGAAGCUCAUAUUACUUUGUCAGUAAUUGAUGAAAUAUCGCCAUCAACCAGCAAGUGAAGAAUAGUUUAUGAGGGCACAGUGAGAAUAUGAGUGAUCCAGAAUCCUGCACAAUAAAACUGGAAGAUGUUGAAGAACAAACAGUUUUAGACCUGCUGAAUGAAAACAAAGAGAAGGAAGAACCGACUAAAAGUGGAGAGAAAAAUGACAUUAAAUCCGCAGAAAAACUGCAGGAUCCCUUAUUGAAAGUAAAAGACAAUCUAUCUUUCACAUGCCUUCAGUGUAAAAGGAACUUUUUGUGUGAGGAAAGUCUUAAUCUUCACAUGAAGAUCCAUAGAGAAGUGAAGCCACACACAUCUGAUCAAUGUGAGAGGAUUCCCACAGAAGAAGAAGCCCUUACGGAUAACAUGAAAAUCCACACUGAGGAGGAUACAGUCGGAAAGAAAGCGCACACAUGUGAUUUAUGUGGGAAGAGUUUUCGUAAAACAGGUGAUUUAAACAUACAUCAGAAAAGGCACAAAGGUUUGAGGGAUCAUGUUUGCUCCGAGUGUGGCAAGACCUUUUAUACAAAAAGCUGUUUAAAAAAUCACCAGAAAGUUCACUCUACAGAAACGCCUUAUAAAUGUUCAUACUGUGAGAAAAGAUUCAAACGGUCAAUAUAUGUGAAAAUACAUGAGAAAAUCCACACUGGAACACAGCCGUACACCUGUGAUCAGUGCGGGAAGAGUUUCAGAUAUAAAAGAGCUCUAGGCAUACACAGCACAAUCCACACCGGAGAGAAGCCGUUCACAUGUGAUCAUUGCGAGGCGAGUUUUGCCAGAAAGGACAGCCUUGCUAAUCACAUGAAACUCCACACCGGAGAGAAUAUGCACAAAUGUGAUCAGUGUGGGAAAAGUUUCAGAAGAUACGAUGUUUUUAAAGCACAUCUGCUUAGUCAUUCUAGAGAAAGAAUCUAUAAAUGCGACCAGUGCGAUAAAAGCUUUUUUAGGCUGGAUUUCCUGAGGGACCACCUAAAAAUUCAUACAGAUGAGAGGCCAUACGUGUGUUAUUUGUGUGGUAGAAGUUUUCGCUUUAUGAGUGCAUUAAAAUCACACCAGAAAAGGCACGACGGUGUGAAGGAUCAUAUUUGCUCUGAGUGUGGGAAGACUUUCAUUACAUAUAAAGCCUUAAAAGCACACCAGUCAACUCACUCUACAGAAACGCCUUAUAAAUGUUCACACUGUGACAAGAGUUUCAAAAAGUCACAAUAUCUGAAAAUACAUGAGAAGAGCCACACUGGAGAACAGCCAUACCAGUGUAAUUUAUGUGGGAAAAGGUUUACUUAUUCUACUUCUCUGUACGGUCAUAAAAAACGUGCAUGUGUGAAAGCACAGUAAGUAGUUUUGAGUUCUGAUUCUGUGUAUUUUCAUGUGAUUCUGCCUAGAGUUAAUAAUUUUUUAUAAUUGACUAGCGGAGCAUAACCAGGUAUGAAGCCGAGCAUCUGGUGAUGUCUAUGCAUUCCAGACUUGAGGCUGUAAUUUACUGCAAAGGAUUUGCAACCAAGUAUUAAAAAA
This is a messenger RNA of Danio rerio (zebrafish), 1830 nucleotides long. The record is from RefSeq and is a predicted model, not a curated record. NCBI's taxonomy places the organism in Eukaryota, Metazoa, Chordata, Actinopteri, Cypriniformes, Danionidae.